Benincasa hispida (wax gourd) is the source of this 1832-nucleotide messenger RNA. Its product is annotated as thiamine diphosphate-binding fold (THDP-binding) superfamily protein. Gene Ontology annotation, biological process: branched-chain amino acid catabolic process. NCBI's taxonomy places the organism in Eukaryota, Viridiplantae, Streptophyta, Magnoliopsida, Cucurbitales, Cucurbitaceae. The record is from RefSeq and is a predicted model, not a curated record. Gene Ontology annotation, molecular function: oxidoreductase activity, acting on the aldehyde or oxo group of donors, disulfide as acceptor. Gene Ontology annotation, cellular component: oxoglutarate dehydrogenase complex.
GGCUUCUUCUUAUCCGAUUGGCAGUGGAGUCUGAAAUUAGAUAAACAUUUCCCUUUCUUGAAUGGAAUUAGUAAAACCUGUCCGAAUGCAACAAAUUUACCAAAAUCCCUUUCUUCACUUCAUUUAUAUUACGAGCCCCAACAAAUUCAUAUUGUCUUCUCCGAAGCAAAUCACCAAUCUGAAGCACUCUCCGUUCAGAAAUGGUUUUUCAUGUGAGAAAAGCAACAACGAAGAUCAUCCCCCAUUUUAGAAACGGGAUGAGUUUCUUGGGUUCGCUGGAAAUGGGUUUCUUCAACUCUUAUUCAACCCAUCUUCGUAAUACUUCAUUUGCAGCUUAUAAGAUCGGAACCGGAGCUUUGGAUUCUGAAGAUAUGCCGACCCAUUUGUCUGCUCGUCGUUUUGAAUCGAUUAAAGCGGGGAAACAAUUGGAUUCUGUCAACGAUGAUUGUGACAAUCAGGUUUUGGAGUUUCCAGGAGGAAAGGUUAAAUUUACUUCUCAACUGAGUUUCAUCCCUUAUCGUGAGGAGGAGCGGAUACCCUGCUUUCGUGUUCUUGAUGACAACGGCCAGCCUAGUAUGUACAGUAAUUUUACGCAGGUUAGCAAGGAGGUUGCUAUGAAGAUGUACAGUGACAUGGUUACCCUCCAAACAAUGGACACUAUCUUCUACGAAGCACAAAGGCAAGGAAGAAUAUCCUUCUAUUUGACCUCCCUUGGAGAAGAAGCAAUCAACAUUGCUUCUGCAGCAGCACUGUCAUUUGAUGACCUCAUUGUCCCACAGUACAGGGAGGCAGGAGUACUUAUAUGGCGCGGUUUCACUCUGAAAGAAUUUGCAAGCCAGUGCUUCAGUAACAAAUAUGAUUAUUGUAAAGGGAGGCAAAUGCCUGUCCAUUAUGGGUCUAAGAGACACAAUUACUUCACUGUAGCAUCAACAAUCGCUUCUCAAAUCCCCCAUGCUGUUGGUGCUGCAUAUUCAAUGAAGAUGGAUAAGAGAGAUGCUUGUGCAGUCACUUAUUUUGGUGAUGGAGGAACAAGUGAGGGAGAUUUCCAUGGCGCUUUAAAUUUUGCAGCAGUUUUGGAGGCACCUGUUAUUUUUAUUUGCCGGAACAAUGGAUGGGCAAUCAGUACUCCUAUUUCAGACCAGUUUCGAAGUGAUGGGGUGGUUGUAAAAGGUCGGGCUUAUGGAGUUCGCAGUAUCCGUAUAGAUGGCAAUGAUGCACUUGCUGUAUAUAAUGCAGUUCGAGCUGCUCGAAAAAUGGCAAUUCAAGAACAUAAGCCAAUUUUAAUUGAGGCUCUCACAUAUAGAGCUGGACACCACACGACAUCAGACGAUUCAACCAGGUAUCGUCCAGCUGAGGAAAUGGAAUGGUGGAGGGUUGCAAAGGACCCUGUCUCUAGAUUUAGGAAAUGGAUUGAAAGCAAUGGUUGGUGGAAUAAUGAGGCUGAAGCAGAGCUUAGAAGUAGCCUAAGAAAACAGCUAUUAGAGGAAAUUCAGUUGGCAGAGAGAUCAGAGAAGCCCCCUGUGGCAGAUGCUUUCACAGAUGUGUAUGAUGUUCCUCCUUCCAACCUCCAAGAGCAAGAAAAGUGGUUAAGAAAAACAAUCAAAACACAUCCACAAGAUUACCCAUCUAAUUUUCCUCUGUAAUCUGUCAUUGGGUUUUGGAACACUCUGCCUUGAAGAAGAAAUAUGAGAAUGGUGACAGUGUUUAUGAAUAAAGACCAUAAGGCAUAUUGAUCAAAUAAUAAAGUAAGUGUUCCUUCUAUGAGUCGAAUGUCACAUCAAAGUUCUAAAAUAAAUUGCAGUCAAAACUUUAAGAGACUGAUUUUGAUUUGA